AUGGGUGGAGGUGGUGGUCAGGCUAUUGAAACAUUGGCCGAUGCCAUUGCAAUUGAAAUCCUCAAUGAAAAUGCCAUUGUUACCGGAAAAGGAGAUGAACUGCAUUUAUUUACAAAAACCGGUGAAGAAAUUGAACAGUGGCAGGAACAAGUUUUGGAUAUAAAAUUGACCAAUAAAGUCCAUGGCAUCCACAAAAACAGUGAUGGUUCCCUUCUGGUCUAUGGUGAAAAGGAAUUUGUGUUAUUGUCGAUUAGUUCGAAUGGCGGAGGGUUGGAAUUCCAAGAAUUUUUUCGAGCUACGCUAAGUGAUUGGAUAAGUUGUGGCUGUUUCCUCGCCGAAUCCAAUGAAGUUAUUUUACUUACGGCUCAUAGUAUUAUUUUGCGUUUAGAUUAUGAUGUUUCGAAACGUUCAUGUGUCCUUGCCGAACGUAUAUCCUGCAGUGAUAAAUCCACAUUAUAUUGUGCCCAUUUGUAUGGUGAUACAUGGCAAGAUUUAGUAGUGUUUUCGGGUAAUGCAUUUGGUGAACUGUUAAUAUGGCAGCCGUCAAGAAAUGAAGAAAAUCCUGGAGGAGCUUCGAAACCAAAGUGUUCAGCGUUAUUGCAUCGCAUUUCAGCCCAUAAUGGUGUCAUCUUUUCCAUUGAUUAUGAUCGUGACACACAACAAUUGAUAACCACUAGCGAUGAUCGUGCGGUUAAAUGGUGGAAGGUGAAGAUGGCGGAUGAGAAUGGUGGAGGUUGGUUGGAUUCCAAAUUGCAGCCGGUGGCAAGUGGUUACGGGCAUGUGGCCAGAGUUUUUCGCGGCAGAAUUAUUAAGGAUGGUUCCAAUGUCUAUGCCCUGAGUGUGGGUGAAGACUCCUAUUUCUGUUUAUGGCGAAAUAAUGGUGAAUUGUUAUUCAAACGCCGUCAGCAAUUUGGUGCAACCAUUUGGAAUUUCAUAUACAGUCCUUCCAACAAAACCAUUUACACCUUGGGAUCCAUUGGCAAUAUGGUGGCCUAUGAUUUAUCAUAUGAAUUGCAGAGGCUACAAAACUCCUCAGAAGAUAUGCAUUUACUGGCCGAAGUAUCCAAGGAUAAACCUUCCGAAUAUAUUGCCAAGGUGAAGUUCCUAAGGGACCACCACAUCUUGUUAGGUAUAACAAAUGAAAAUCGUAUAAUGGAAUUGUUAUAUGAAAAGGACGCGAAGGCAGGAGUUCAAGGAUCAUGGAAGGAGUUAGAUGUGGGUCUUAAUUUUAAAUGUACCGUAAUGGAGGUAUAUGGAAAUCGAGUGGCCAUUUGUGGUUUUAAACGUGUACUGCUAUUGGAAUGUAAGGAAGAACUAAAGAAUGAGGAUGAGCGGCAUUGGAAAUUUGAGGUUAUGCAGGACCAAAGCCUUUUACAAGGUGUUAUUCGAGCAUUUGUGUUCUUUGAUAGCCGAAACUAUUUAAUAUGUGAUGAUAAGGGUAAUUGUGAGCUACAAUUGGAGGAUAGCAAACGUACUUUACUCCUGGCCAAAUGUAAGGAACCAUGGCUAACCACGGCUCUACUGCUUUCAAGAGGGGAUUAUUUGCUUAUCAGCAAUCGUUUGGGUAACCUAUUGCUUUACAAAUUAAAGGUAAAUGGCGAGAGCUAUGACCUCUGUGACACCCUGAAACAUCCUCAUGGUAAUUUGGGAGCAACUCAACUACAAUUGUUAAAUGAAGGCGGAGAUUCUGCUCUGAUACGUUCUUGUGGUCAUGAUGGGGCCAUUAAAUUAUAUAAUAUCAACUAUAAGGAAUCGAACAUCACCAGUUGUUCUCGGGAAGUGGUGCAAGUCUCCUGGAUAGAAGCAAUCAUUGGCAAUUGGUAUGAUGGAUGUGAUUUGUUUUUGGGUUUCAAUGAUAAUCAUUUCACCGUUUGGACCCGGGAAUAUGAUUUCCUAUUGCAAUUGGCCUGUGGUGGUGGUCAUCGUUGCUGGCAUUUCUCGAUCCACCCAGAAACUCAAAUCAUUUCUUUGGUUUUCAUAAAAAAUAAGAGAGUUAGAUUCUAUCAAUUACCACUACUGAACAAAGGCCUCACAUCUCUGCCUCCAGCCAAAAAAUGGCAUAUUGCGCCAUGUAAUAUUAUGGAAAUAUUGAAAGUGAAUCAAACAUCCAUUGCUGUCACAGCUGGGGAUGAUAAUCUCAUUAAAAUACACAAGAUUACCCCAAAAGGUUUGCAACAAUGCCAAGAGUUACACUGCCAUAUUUCCAAUAUUCGUGCCCUGAAACUACACGCCAUCAAUGAAGAAGAAUUUCUUAUAUUCUCCGGUGGAGGUCGUGCUCAAUUGUGUAUCAAUAGAAUUGAUAUUAAGAAUAAUUAUCACAUACAAGAACUACUGAACUAUACUGUGAAACCAGCAGAUCAGCCAUCGAACAGUACCUCCUCCUCCACUAAUAAUAAAUCGCAAUAUAAUUUUGAUCCUGAAACUCGAUUAAUGUCAUUGGAUAUUAAACAGGUGAACCAUGGAGAAUAUCAAAUCUUUAUUGGCUGUUCAGAUGGUCACAUAAGAAGCCUAGAUGUCCAUUUAAAUCCCCUUCAAAUUAACACAACCUCACAAUAUUUCUAUCAGAAAUGUCUGCUACAAAUUAAAUAUCUAAAAGAAUAUGAUUAUCUAUUGGCUGCCGCCACAGAUGGUUAUCUACGUUUCUUUGACUCCGAGCUGACAAAAUGCCUUCACCAAAUAAAUCAUCAUUCGAGUGGUGUUAAUGGCCUAGCCCUACGUUUCGAGCCACUACAUAAAUCGCUACAAAUCCUAUCAGGAGGUGAUGAUCAGGCGAUAACUUUUAGUUCAUUAAAAUUAGCGGAAGAUUUUAAAUCGACGAAUAAAUUUACCAAUCCUUCAUUGCACACGGCACAGGUGUGUGCAGCUGCAAUAUCUGCAGAUGGUCAUUAUGGUUAUACCAGUGGUGUGGAUCAAAUGCUCUAUAAAAUUGAUUUGAAGACGGGUGAAAUUGUCGAUCAAUUUCAUUCCUGUGUUGCCGACAUUAAAGGUGUCUGUCUGCUGGAUAAUGAUUUGUGUAUUUUAUAUGGCUGUGGCAUGCAAUUAAUUAAGCUUAGCAAUUGA
This is a messenger RNA of Musca vetustissima, 3060 nucleotides long. RefSeq names its product tRNA (34-2'-O)-methyltransferase regulator WDR6. Gene Ontology annotation, cellular component: cytoplasm. The coding region runs from base 1 to 3060 and encodes 1019 amino acids. Lineage: Eukaryota; Metazoa; Arthropoda; Insecta; Diptera; Muscidae. Gene Ontology annotation, molecular function: protein binding. The transcript has 3 exons. The record is from RefSeq and is a predicted model, not a curated record. Gene Ontology annotation, biological process: tRNA methylation.